Entelurus aequoreus (snake pipefish) is the source of this 2672-nucleotide messenger RNA. Its product is annotated as gastrula zinc finger protein XlCGF57.1-like. Lineage: Eukaryota; Metazoa; Chordata; Actinopteri; Syngnathiformes; Syngnathidae. Bases 421 to 2286 code for a protein of 621 amino acids. Gene Ontology annotation, cellular component: transcription regulator complex; PcG protein complex. Gene Ontology annotation, molecular function: DNA-binding transcription factor activity, RNA polymerase II-specific; RNA polymerase II cis-regulatory region sequence-specific DNA binding. The transcript is spliced from 3 exons. Gene Ontology annotation, biological process: regulation of transcription by RNA polymerase II. The record is from RefSeq and is a predicted model, not a curated record.
ACUAGAACGGAAAUAGUGUAUUUAUUUUGAAAAUGUACAAUAGACAUGUUUACUUUACUAUAUUGUUUGUACUUGUUUCUCUCGCGAUAUCUGACAACACUGCGCGUGAACUAAACAGGACGAAGAACAAGCAAAAUGGCGUUCGACGGGGAAGACGUUAUUGUGGUUAUUACAGUACUGUGUUGUUAUUCAGCACGUACAUGUACACAUUUGUGUCGUGUAAUAGAGUAAAUAUCGUUAUUAAUUGUUUGUAUCCGGAUACAUUAGUCUGAGUGCACGUUAACUUGAAGAUAUCCGUGCUAGCAUAGCUUACUAGUUAGCUUAGCUUGUUAGCUGCUAAGAAAGAGAGGCGGAAGUGAUCAAAACACAUCGCUAAGCAGAGAUCAAGUGUAGUGAGUAAAGUGUUGUGAUUGUGUGAAAAUGUGCGAAAGAACGAUAGCAGAGUACGAGGAGGAACUUUGUCCAACAAAAGAGGAGAAGGAGCGACAACAUCAACUACUGGACGCUGUUUUCAAGAAACAUCAAGUUGUGUUACACAGAACAGACAUCCAGCAGCCCUCCCACAUUAAAGAGGAAGAGGAGGAAGUGUGGCUCACUCAGGAGGAAGAGCGUCUUCUAGGGCAGGAGGAGGCUGAUCUCACCAAGUUUCCACUGACUGUUGUCUCUGUGAAGACUGAAGAGCAUGAAGACAAACCACCUGAGUCCUCACAGCUUCUUCACAGUCCAAACGUCUGUGAAAAAAAUGUUCUCCCCGAGCAGCAGGAGUGGAGAUUUAGGAUGGAGCAGGAGGAGCCACAACCCCCCCACAUUAAAGAGGAAAAGGAGGCGCCACAGAAUCUGCACCUUAAAAAUGAAGAGGAGGACCCACUGAGCCCCCAAAUUAAAGAGGAAGAGGAGGAACACAGCAUCAGUCAGGAGGGAGAUCAGCUUGAAUGGUUGGAGGAGUUCCCAGUGACUGGUGUCCCUGUGAAGAGUGAGGAUGAUGAGGUCAAAGGUGAAAGUGAGGAGAAGAGAGAGGCGGAGCCUCCAAGCAGCAGCUCAACUCAACACAUGACAACAGAAGCUGAUGGAGACCACUGUGGAGGAUCACAAGCAGACAAGCUCUUAGCUCCACUAUCAGAUAGUGAGGACACAACGUCACACUCUCCUGACACUGAUGAUGAACACUCUAAAGAUGAUAAGACAUGUCACACUGACAACACACACUUCACAUGUUCUCACUGCGACAAAACUUUUAGUCAUCGCUAUCGGAAAGUACACAUGAGAACACACACCGGGGAAAAACCUUUUAUUUGCUCAGGAUGUGGGAAAUGUUUUUCAAGAAAAAACGGGUUGAAAGAACACAUGCAAAUCCACACUGGAGAAAAACCUUUUUUCUGCUCAGUAUGUGGUAAAAGUUUUGUGUUAAGUCAAAAUUUGAAAGUACACAUGAGAAUACACACUGGAGAGAAGCCCUUUUCCUGUUCAAUCUGUGGCAAAAGUUUUACACAAAGUCAAUGUUUGAAAAGACACAAAAGAUUACACACUGGAGAACAUGAUGAUGAAGACUCUAAAGAUGAUAAGACAUGUCACACUGACAACACACACUUUCCAUGUUCUCACUGUGACAAAACGUUUAAUUACCGCUGUGAUCUGAAAGUACACAUGAGAAUACACACUGGAGAAAACGCUUUUUCCUGCUCAGAAUGUGGUAAAGGUUUUGUACAAACACAGCAUUUAAAAGUACACAUGAGAAUGCACACCGGAGAAAAACCUUUUCUCUGUUCAGUCUGUGGUAAAGGUUUUGUACAAAGUCAAAAUUUGAAAGUACACAUGAAAACGCACACUGGAGAAAAACCUUUUAUUUGUUCAGUCUGCACUAAAGGUUUUUUACAAAGUCACGAUUUGAAAACACACAUGAGAACACACACCGGAGAAAAACCAUUCCCAUGCUCAGUUUGCAAUAAAACAUUCCCUCAAAAGUACCAUUUGGAAAGACACACAAGAGUACAUACCGGAGAAAAACCUUUUACCUGUUCAAUCUGUUGCAAAGGUUUUGCACACAAGAAGAAUUUAAAAGUGCACAUGCGAACGCACACCGGUGAGAAAUCAUGUUUCUGUUCAAGCUGCAACAAAAGCUUCUGUGACCAAGCGACACUUGGACGACACAUGCGAAUACACACCGGAGAGAAAGUGUUUAGUUGCAGUGUGUGUGGUGAACGAUUCUCUUAUAAGUACCAGUGUAAGAAACACAAGUGUGCUGGUGAGAACAGCAGCAGCAAAUUGAAGAUGCAGGUGUCAGAAUAAUUGUAUCUAAGUUAUCACAAAACUUUGUGUUGCCAUGAGUUCCCGGCGAGAGGACAAAAGCCGUCUUUGAUCUUACCAAGCAAAAGGCUUGUAAAACUCCACUGUGUAGGAUGGGAAGCGACAUGAAGGUGUCGGUUUCUUUGAUCUAUUGUAAUCCACAGGAAGAUCUUGUCUUGACCCGAGAUCUACAAAGUGGAGAGGAAGCAGGAACUGACGCAAGCUCCAGGCAUCUUUUCUUUGAACUGUUUUGUGACCAAAGGUCGACGGCUGUUUACGACCCCCUCUCCCCUUAGAAACAGCUGUUGCCAUGUAAUCAGGGAAAGUCCAAAUAAAAGAGGAGGCGUGCAACCUUUUGCCAGAGCGUUGUGGAAGCCCAGACGUUUCUC